Messenger RNA from Clonostachys rhizophaga, 3018 nucleotides. Lineage: Eukaryota; Fungi; Ascomycota; Sordariomycetes; Hypocreales; Bionectriaceae. The record is from the annotation of a GenBank genome assembly.
GUGUUCCGCUCACCUAGAAAUCCUGCUCCACAAGGUCGCAGAAGGACUGUCCGUCUGGGCAACAAAACUCUCGACAUCCUUCAGCUCAACCUGAAGGACUCCAUCAAACGACUUUAUGAACUCAAACAGUCUCUUUCUGAGGAGCUGUCUGAACCCCAACCACACAUCAUCGCCGCCCAGGACAUCCCAAAAGGCUUCCCAUUUGUGCCGAUGCCUGGCAACAUUGCCUCCCUGGUCAAGAGUUGUCAAGUUAUCGAUGACCUCGCUGCGUUUACCAGUGACCAUCGUCCGGUGCUCACGAGGCUGAAGAUGGGACCGAAUAGGGAGGUCAAGGCUCGGUAUUCCUGGAACGAGGUCAAGGGAAAGACCUUUGUGUCCACACUUAAGCAGACAACGUCGGCCAUUGGAUUCGAUCGCCUCGGUUCGACCUCUGAGGCCGACGGCUAUCUUGGGCGAAUGACGGGCGCGCUGGCGGCUGCUAUGGCGCAAGACGUCCCCAUUCGACAACAGGCAGUACGCAGAUCGAAGCCAGCCCGUGCCAGCAAUGACAAGUUUGCCAUCACGAGGGAGAGUGUGCUCGAAAAGCUGAAGGCGGGCCCCAAUCCGAGGUUUAGAAAAUUCUUUAAAUGGCGAUCACAGAAGAAAGACCGUCGACAACGAAGAACUGAAUGGCGGCGGUUCAUCGCCACAGAAGCAGAGCGCGUCGAGAGAGGCAGGCAAAAGAUCUUUCAGUGGUCUAAGCUCUCCAAGGCGUGGGCACAGCCCAAAGCUAUGCCGCAUAUGCCCACGCUUUGUUCGGAUCAAGGGGUGCGGCACACAACCAACGAGGCAAAGGCACUUCACUUCAUGCAAACAAUGUGGCCCCACACCAGCAAAGGCGGAGAGGCGCCCCCGGAGCUUAGGAUGCCUCAACUGCCACCCGAUAACCCUUCGAAACUUGCGAUAUCAAACGAGUUGCGCCCGGGUGAAGUCACAGAUCUGAUCAAACAACUGCCCAAUCGGAAGGCCGAGGGCCCCGACCAGAUGGCCAAUGAAGCGUUCAAGCUCGCGCUGCCAGUUAUCCUGCCAUACUUGAUUCACUUUUUCCAAGGCUGCCUUAAUUUGGACUAUCACCCCAAAGCAUUUCGCCACGCGCUCACCGUGGUGUUGCCCAAGGCUGGCAAAGACACCUACCAAAAGGCGAAGAGUUGGCGUCCAGUGGCCCUUCUAUCCUGUCUUGGCAAAAUGCUGGAGAAACUCGUUGCCAAUAGAAUCAAGGAGCUGCUCAUGAGCAACCCCCGCCUGUGCCCUCUGCUUCAAUUCGGGAGCCCGGGGAAGAGCACGACUCAUGCGCUGGAGUACAUCACCAACUGGGUGUAUCGGAGUUGGCAAAGGCCCGCUGGGGGAAACGCUGAUCAUACAAGUCUCAUGGCGCUGGACAUAUCCGGGGCAUAUGACCAUGUGCGCCGAGAAGAGCUCCUCCAGCGGCUGGUGGACAAGGGCUUCCCCGACUGGCUUGUCAGGUUCGUCUGGUGUUUUCUCUCCGAACGAAGUACGGAGUUGCUCAUGCCAGGUUACCGCUCGGAAAAGUACUGGGUCAACAUUGGCAUCCCCCAGGGGAGCCCCCUGUCCCCGAUCCUCUUCAUCCUGUUCGCAGCCCCUAUUCUGGAAACCUUCGACAACUACAAGCUCAAGACCGGACAGGGAAAGAAAGUGAGAAGGAGGAGGGGCAAUCGAGAGGCGAAGUGCAUCUUCUCCGUAAUGUCCUACGUCGACGAUACCAAUUUCCUCGUCUCCUCACCCUCUUUCGAACUAAACUGCGCCAUCCUGACGGAGCUCCAUGAACGCCUCAUGGAGUGGGCUACCCCUCGUGGCGUGAAAUUUGGCCCCGACAAGUACGCGUUAAUGCACUUCCAGCGGCGCAAGCCGAGGAAACCGGAGACGCAACCCGUGCCCAAGAUCUCAGGCUUGAAGAGUGAUGUCGUCAAGGAAGAAUUAAGAAUCCUUGGCGUCAAGUAUGACCGACACAUGAAGUGGGAUAAACACAUCAAUGAACUGAAGGCGGAGGUCUCCAAGAUCUUAGGCUACCAUACCAGAAUCUCCGGCUCGAUGUGGGGGCCAACGUUGAUCCGCAUGCGGCAGCUCCACGUCUCCAAAAUCCGGUCGAUCGUUGGCUACGCUUCGCCGGCCUGGUUCAUACCACGGCACAACAGGCAUGACCUCGGCCUGCCCCAGACGUGGUUAAACAAACUUGAGGUGAUGCAGAACGACUCGCUUGUCAAAGUGGCAGGCGCUUAUAAAAUGACGGACCGGAUGGUCCUGCGCAAAGAGCUUCAUGUCGAAAGCAUGGAGCAUUAUUUGGGCCGAAUCGCGCUCACAUAUAGGAUGAAGAACGUUGGAUCAGCGUACUUAGCCGCGCUGGAGCAAGCCCAACAGGGGAACCUUAACCCCAUGGGCAAAGAUCAACGUAAACUUCAAAACCCAUUCACCUUGCUUUACAGCGAAGCCAAGCGCGAGCUGUUGACGGUCAAGGCACAGUUCACCAAACAAAACAAGGAUAACAAGGAUGGUGAAGAAGUGUUGGGCCAAACCAAACAUUCCGGUAGCAUCCCGGCGGUGGUGAAGUUGAUAAAAGCACACACCACGGCCCGAUGCGCGGACAAGUGCGCUGAGGAAUGGGAUACUUAUGUGAAGAAGAAGUCGAACAACCGGGAUAAAGUUCCCGCGGCCUACCUAGAAAGUUGGGGCCCUCAAAGCCUCUCCUAUUACCGACAUCUCAGCCGAGCUGAGUCGACGAUGUUGGUGCAAUGCCGGACAGAAACCAUCGGCCUGAACCGUUGGCUAAACAAGAUGAAUUCGAGGACGAAAACGUACUCUGAUUCCGAUCUCUGUCCGUGCAGGAAUGGCCCGCAUACAAUUGAACAUUUGUUCAUGCGUUGCCCUCGAUUGACCGAAAAGCGGCUGGCGUCGCGAUGGGCCAUCCUCAACUUCGGCCUGGAUCAGUUUGCCUGGCCGAGGGAGGAGUUGAUGGUCUCCUAA